Molecule: messenger RNA, 558 nt
Organism: Dissoconium aciculare CBS 342.82
Lineage: Eukaryota; Fungi; Ascomycota; Dothideomycetes; Mycosphaerellales; Dissoconiaceae
Exons: 1
Coding region: 1-558 (185 amino acids)
Source: RefSeq, a predicted model, not a curated record
AUGGCCACAUCAAGCAACGGAUCACGGUCGGCCUUUUUCUACGGCACACUGAUGGCACCUCAAGUCCUGCAUCGAGUCUGCCAUGGAUCCAUGUCGGACACGAACCCCAUUUACGCCUCCCACAAUCUUCAAAUGCAGCCCGCGAUCCUCCACGAUCACCGCCGCCACCGAGUCCGACAAGCAGAUUACCCGGCGGUCAUUCCCCAUCCCGGCGCAUCCGUGCGAGGCACCUACGUGACCGGGCUCACGGACGCGGACAUCUGGCGCCUGGACAUAUUCGAGGGGGCCGAAUACGCUCGACGCGAGGCGACGGCCAAGAUCCUGACCGUCGUUGGCGAUGAGAGUGGCGACGGCAACGUGGAAGGGGAGUCCGUGCCCGUGGAGACUUACAUCUGGAUCGCGGGCGAGGAUGGCUUGGAGGAGAAGGAGUGGGACUUCGCCGAGUUUCAGCGCGACAAGAUGCGCUUUUGGGUGGGGUCCGAGGGCGCGGGCGAGUAUGCCGGUAGGCCGUCCAUCAUCGGUGAGUGGCGUAGUUGUGUGGUGACGAGGGCUAACUAG